AGUUUCUGAUUCACCAGCAGAGUGUUGAUGAAUGUUCAGUUGAUUUAAUUAGUUUCUUAUCAUCAUAACCAUGACACAAACAGAUCGAGAUGCGGAGAACGGCCGGGACAGAGAGAAAGACCGGGAAAAAGAGCAGCAGCGCGGCGUGAAGAGACCCAUCAUGCCCGCCGCGGUACCGGAGCCCGUGCAGGAGCAAAUUCAAGCCAACUUCAUCGUUGUGAUUCAUCCUGGAUCAAGAACGCUGCGUCUGGGUCGAGCGACGGACACAUUACCCAUAAGCGUCCCUCAUGUGAUCGCCCGCAGACACAAACACCCCGGCCAGAGCCGCUAUGAAGACAAGUGUCUGCUCCGAGAAGGCCUGAAUUCUGCAGACAGUAAUGAGCAGAGGCAGAACGGGCUGAAAAUGGUUGAUCAGGUGAUCUGGUCCAAGAAAAUGUCCAACGGUGUGAGGAGAACGCCAGUGUCCGCAGAACAGGCAAGGUUAUACAACAGACAGAUACGACCUGCUGUUCUAGACCCAAACUCUAAAGUCAGCUGGACAAACACAAGUCACCAUCCUGAAUAUGUGGUCGGAGAAGAGGCGUUGUAUGUGAACCCUACAGACUGCUACAGCGUGCACUGGCCCGUGUGCAGGGGUCGUCUGAACCUCCACAGCGGCUCCGGCGGCUCGCUCAGUGCUGUCAUGAUGGACCUGGAGCACAUCUGGACUCACGCUCUUCAGAAACUCCUACAGAUCCCUCUGAAGGAUCUCAAGUAUUACAGAUGCAUCCUCCUCAUUCCUGACAUAUAUAACCGUCAGCAUGUGAAGGAGAUCGUCAAUAUGCUGCUGGUUAAAAUGGGUUUCUCAGCUGUUGUGGUGCACCAGGAGUCAGUGUGUGCCACCUUCGGCAGCGGUCUGAGCAGUGCGUGUGUUGUGGACGUGGGCGAUCAGAAGACCAGUGUGUGCUGUGUGGAGGACGGCGUCUCCCACCGCAGCUCCAGGUUGUGUCUUGCGUACGGGGGCUCAGACGUGACGCGCUGCUUCUUCUGGCUCAUGCAGAGAGCUGGGUUUCCCUAUAGAGAUUGUCAGCUGGGGAAUAAACUGGACUGUGUGCUUCUGCAGCAGCUCAAAGAGUCCUUCUGCCACCUGGAUCAGGAUAUUUCCGGACUGCAGGAUCACGAGUUCCGCACCCGUUUCCCAGAUUCCCCAGUCCUGCUGUAUCAGCUGCGGUUAGGAGACGAGAAGCUCCAGGCUCCGAUGACGUUAUUCUACCCGGCUGCGUUCGGGAUUGUGGGUCAGAAGAUGACAUCACUGCUGCAUCGCUCUCAGGGAGACGCGGAGGAUCCUCACGACGAACACUUUCUGCUGACCACACAGAGCAAACAAGACCAGUCGUCUAAAGCCAGCGCAGAUCGUAAAUCCUUCCCCAAACCGAGCAGUUUCGAAGGUGAAUCCAGCGUUUGCGAGGUGUCAGACAGGAGCAGUCUGGGUCAGGAUCUGGAUCUGGGUCAUUCUCAGGCCGAGUGUCUGGUCGGAGGAGCUGAAACUGAAGAGACGCCGUCUGCUCUGCUGUCCAGGAAAACAGCCAUGUCUCAGUUUGAGGGAAAAGCUCUGGGCAUCGAUAAAGCCAUCCUGCACAGCAUCGACUCCUGUGCGUCGGACGAGACGAAGCGUAAGAUGUACAGCUGUAUUCUGGUGGUCGGCGGCGGGCUGCUGUUUCACGGAGCGCAGGAGUUCCUGCAGCAUCGCAUCCUCAACAAGAUGCCGCCUUCGUUUAGAUGCAUGGUGGAGAGCGUAGACGUCAUCACACGACCCAAGGACACGGACGCUCGAGUGUGUGUGUGGAAGGGAGGCUCGGUGCUGGCGUGUUUGGACACCACACAGGAGCUCUGGAUCCACCAGCGCGAGUGGCAGCGCUUCGGUGUGCGGAUGCUGAGAGAGAGAGCCGCCUUCGUCUGGUAAAACACUGAAAUCUGGUCAUGAUGCUAGUGACCUGGACAUAUUGUGUACAUAUGUUUAUUUGCAUUUUCCUUCAAGCGUUUUGAUUCAUAUAAAAGUGAUUAAAGAUGUAAAAGAUACUUGCACUUAAAAUGUUUUACUUACUUUUGUUUUAUAAGUGUAUGUACACACAGCAGUUCUGGUCGUGGAAUCUGAUUGGCUGAACAGUCAUGAUGUAAACAUUGCACGUUUUUGAAAACAUGCAAUAAAACUGUGAGCAGUG
Messenger RNA from Danio rerio (zebrafish), 2201 nucleotides. It is a transcript of the gene actr8, whose product is annotated as actin related protein 8. The record is from RefSeq and is marked provisional. Gene Ontology annotation, cellular component: chromosome; nucleus. NCBI's taxonomy places the organism in Eukaryota, Metazoa, Chordata, Actinopteri, Cypriniformes, Danionidae.